CCGACCGAAACGCUCCUCCAGGUCCAGGACCAGGACCGCGAUUUUUUCCCCCAUGGCCAUGGCGUCCCCGUACCUCCUCCUGCGGCUCGCCGCCGACGAGAUCUUCCAAACCCUAGAGCCCUCCUCCUCCUCCGCCGCCACCCCCACCCACACAGCCACCACCUCCUCCUGCUACGACGCCUUCGUCCCGGUCUUCCGCCCAGAUCCGACCCCCGCGUCCCCCGCGCUGUCGGUCUCCGCGGCCGACCGCGUCCGCAGCCAGUUCCUCUCCGUCGAGCGGGACCUCUUCCACGACGCGCUCGUCGCGCCCCGCAACGACGGGCUCGGCUUCCCCGAGGACGACGACGACGACGACGACGCCUCCAUCCCCUGGGACUGCCUCCAGUUCGACGAGGAGUCCGAGCCGGAUCUGCCGCUGUACCCGCCCGCGCCCGCCGACGAGUUCGACUGGGAGGAGGUCGCGCCCGCGCCCGCCCCCGGGCCCGCCGCGGAGCCCGAGUGGGAGGUGCUCGGCGCCACGCCCCCCGCCGACGCCGACGAGGGCUUCGUCUACACCUCCCACCGCGACGCGCACGACCUGCUCGUCGCCGGCGGGGAGGCGCUCUUCCUCACCAGCAAGCCGCCCGCGUCCAGCUCCGCCAUCCGGGCCCUCCCGUCCGCCGUCGUAACCAUUAACGAGCAUGGGGAGGAGUGCGCCGUGUGCAAGGACGCGGUUGCUGCGGGGGAGCGCGUCAAGCGGAUGCCCUGCUCGCACCGCUACCACGAGGACUGCAUCGUGCCCUGGCUCCAGGUGCGCAACUCAUGCCCGCUCUGCCGAUUCGAGCUCCCCACCGACGAUCCCAGGUACGAGGCCUGGAAGGCCGGACGCGGACGAGGCUUGGCCGCAUGAAUGAGCCGCGCGGUAAUGGCGAUCCUUUGCUCUGCUUGUGUGGUUCUUCUGUAUUAGAGAUUUAGAGCUGUAUGCUUUGGUUUUGGAUUGGCUAGGAAACCGAUAUACCCAGCUGUAUGAAGGAAAGCGUAGAGUGUAUUAGUCUGCGGAGAAGGUUUUGAUCUGCUACUGUUGGCAAGAGAGAUUGGUGUUACUUCAGUGUCGCCAGGAUUAUAUAUACAUAUGUAAAUGCUAUACAAAUGUUGUAUCUGUUCUAAACUCAAGAGAGAAUAGCUAUAUGAGUUUUUGUGUUGUGAUAUUUUGUAGAUGCCUGUGUGUUUAGCUAUAUGAUGUUGGGUUGUGAA
Messenger RNA from Lolium rigidum, 1233 nucleotides. Its product is annotated as E3 ubiquitin-protein ligase CIP8-like. Lineage: Eukaryota; Viridiplantae; Streptophyta; Magnoliopsida; Poales; Poaceae. The coding region runs from base 53 to 889 and encodes 278 amino acids. Gene Ontology annotation, cellular component: cytoplasm. The record is from RefSeq and is a predicted model, not a curated record. Gene Ontology annotation, biological process: protein ubiquitination. Gene Ontology annotation, molecular function: ubiquitin protein ligase activity. The transcript has a single exon.